CAGUACGACAACUACAAAUCAAAACCCCUCUCUUUUCAACUUUCAAAACCUGCAAACAAACCCUUUUUCAUUCUCACUCACAGCCGCCUCUACCAUUUCUCUCUGCAACUUCUUCUUCCGAUGGCCGCCACCACUUUCACUUCUCACCAAACUCAAACCCACUUCCUCUCCAAGCUUCCCACCUUCUCCAAACGCAAAACCAAACCCAUCUUCACCAAAGUUCGCAUGUCCCUCAACGACUCCGGUCCCUCCUUGGCCGUCGUCGGUGUUACCGGCGCCGUCGGCCAAGAGUUCCUCUCCGUCCUCUCCGACCGUGACUUCCCUUACCGCUCCAUCAAAAUGUUAGCUUCCAAGCGCUCUGCCGGAAAGCAGCUAACUUUCCAGGACCAAACGUAUACAAUUGAAGAACUGAAAGAAGAGAGCUUUGAUGGUGUUGAUAUUGCGCUGUUUAGUGCUGGUGGGUUGAUUAGUAAAGAAUUUGGACCCAUUGCGGUGAAGAAAGGAAGCAUUGUGGUGGAUAAUAGUUCGGCUUUUAGAAUGGAUCAAAAUGUGCCCCUAGUGAUUCCUGAAGUUAACCCUGAAGCUGUGAGUGGUAUUAAGGUUAAGAAUGGGAAAGGUGCGUUGAUUGCUAACCCCAAUUGUUCUACUAUCAUUUGUUUGAUGGCUGCUACACCUCUUCAUCGCCAUGCCAAGGUAAAACGAAUGGUGGUUAGUACUUAUCAAGCGGCUAGUGGUGCUGGUGCUGCAGCUAUGGAAGAGCUUGAGUUGCAAACUCGUGAGGUAUUGGAAGGAAAGCCUCCAACUUGUAAUAUAUUUAAACAACAGUAUGCUUUUAAUUUGUUCUCACACAAUGCACCUGUUCUUGAAAAUGGGUACAAUGAAGAGGAAAUGAAAUUGGUAAAAGAGACCAGGAAAAUCUGGAAUGACAUGGAUGUUAGAGUGACGGCCACAUGCAUACGAGUUCCUGUCAUGCGUGCGCAUGCCGAGAGUGUGAAUCUUCAAUUUGAGAAGCCCCUUGAUGAGGACACAGCUAAGGAAAUUUUAAAGAAUGCACGAGUAGUUGUUAUUGAUGAACGGGCAUCCAAUCACUUUCCUACGCCAUUGGAGGUGUCAAACAAAGAUGAUGUUGCAGUUGGCAGGAUUCGUCGUGAUGUUUCUCAAGAUGGGAAUAUUGGGUUGGAUAUCUUUGUCUGCGGUGAUCAAAUUCGCAAAGGAGCUGCACUUAAUGCUGUUCAGAUUGCUGAGUUGUUACUAUAGUCGACCUUCAAGUUCUGAAGUUUCAUCUAAUAGAUUGCUCGAGUGGUGAGAUGAAAUCAUUAUGAGCUAUUAUAAUCUAGUUGGUAGAUGCGGAUGUUUUUGAUGCAGUGAAACAUGCAAGCGCAGGAUAUUUUUGCAUAUGCUGUGCUUAUUAUCUGUAUUCAAUCCUUCCAUUUGGUGGAAAUAUUGUUAAAAUAAUCUUGUUAACUUGGGAGAGCCGUAGCUAGAUGGAGGCGAAGUAAUGUAUUAUUGCUUGUGUCAACCUUUCCUGUUAAGUGCCAUAUUGUAUUCA
Pistacia vera is the source of this 1549-nucleotide messenger RNA. RefSeq names its product aspartate-semialdehyde dehydrogenase. NCBI's taxonomy places the organism in Eukaryota, Viridiplantae, Streptophyta, Magnoliopsida, Sapindales, Anacardiaceae. The record is from RefSeq and is a predicted model, not a curated record. Gene Ontology annotation, molecular function: protein dimerization activity; NAD binding; aspartate-semialdehyde dehydrogenase (NADP+) activity. Gene Ontology annotation, biological process: L-threonine biosynthetic process.